UGUAGGGAGGGGUUAGGGUCGUGGUCUUCUACUUCCAUAGGCCACAUAGUAGUAGAGAGAGAAUCUAAGUGCCAGCUAUGAAGUUGAAGGAUCAAAGGUUGCUCUCAGGACUCUUUUGUUACAGAAGCUGAAAAUGUGUGUUCUUUGACAUAGACACAGAGCGAGAGGGGUUAAUGGUUGAUUCUUCUUCCGCCACCACAAAAAUAGCAACCAUGGCUACUUCUCCAUGUCUCAGUGGUAUUGAAAAGAAAUACUGGUGGCUUAGCAACCGAAAGAUUGUGGAUAAGUACAUUAAAGACGCUAGAAACCUCAUUGCAACACAAGAACCUAGUGAUAUUGCUUCUGCUCUAAACCUUCUAGACGCGGCUCUUUCUCUCUCUCCUCGCUUUGAAGUCGCUCUUGAACUGAAGGCAAGAUCUUUGCUCUACCUCAGGCGAUUCAAGGACGUGGCUGAUAUGCUUCAAGACUAUAUCCCCAGCCUAAAAAUUGGAAAUGACGAGUCGGGUUCUGUAUCUUCUGAAAACUCGUCGCAGCAGCUAUCGAGGGAGCGAGUUAAGCUGUUGCCAUCUGAUAACUCCUCCUCGGACACUGCAGAAAAGGAUCCAAGUUUCAAGUGUUUUUCCGUGUCGGACUUGAAGAAGAAAGUGAUGGCGGGGCUUUGUAAAAACUGCGACAAGGAAGGGCAAUGGAGGUACUUAGUUUUAGGCCAAGCUUGUUGCCGUCUGGGCCUGAUGGAGGACGCCAUGGCCCUCCUCCAAACCGGGAAACGCCUCUCAACGGCUGCACUCCGCCGUGAAAGCAUUUCUUGGUCCGACGAUAGCUUUUCCAUUUCCAACUUCCCACUCUCUGGCGACAUUAGCACCUCAUCAGCUCCACCAACCCCACCUCGAACUUUGACCGAAUCUGAGAGCGUUUCCCAACUCUUAUCACAUAUCAAGCUUCUCCUGCGCCGUCGUGCUGCAGCUAUUGCCGCCCUCGACGCAGGAUUAUACUCUGAGGCCAUCCGCCACUUUACCAAAAUUGUAGAAGGUCGCCGCGGGGCCCCUCAGGGAUUCCUGGCGGAAUGUUACAUGCACAGAGCCGUGGCAUACAAGUCUUCGGGUCGAAUUGCGGAGUCCAUUGGUGACUGCAACAAGACCUUAGCUCUUGACCCUAUGUGCAUUCAGGCGCUUGAGGCCAGAGCCUCGCUUUUAGAAACCAUCCGCUGCUUGCCUGAUUGUUUACACGAUCUUGAACACUUGAAACUCCUAUACAAUUCAAUCUUGCGGGAUAGGAAGCUCCCAGGUCCUGCCUGGAAACGGCACAACGUGAGAUACAGAGAGAUUCCAGGGAAACUUUGUGCAUUGGCCACCAAGAUUCAGGAAUUAAAGCAGAGGGUUGCUUCCGGGGAGACUGGAAAUGUUGAUUACUAUGCUUUGAUCGGUCUGAGACGUGGCUGUUCAAGAUCUGAGCUAGAGAGAGCUCAUUUGUUGCUUUGUCUAAGACACAAGCCAGACAAGGCCACAAAUUUUAUGGAGAGGUGUGAGUUUGCGGAUGAUAGGGAUCUUGAUUCAGUUAAGGAUCGAGCAAAAAUGUCUGCAUUACUGCUCUAUAGAUUGCUUCAAAAGGGUUACUCUAGUGUCAUGGCCACAAUUAUGGAUGAUGAGGCCGCAGAGAAGCAAAGGAAGAAAGCAGCAGCUGCCUGUAAAGCAGCUGCAGCAAUUCAAGUGCAGCAAACGACUCAGAAUGAGAAAACUGAACCAAAUGUAUCUAAAAUGGAGAAACCGUGUCCGAAGAGAAUCAAUGCAACUGAAAAUAAAUUGGCAACAUCUUCAGGGACCUCCAAUCCAUCUGUUUUUCAAGGGGUAUUUUGCAGAGAUCUCGCAGCAGUUGGAAAUUUAUUAUCUCAGGUUGGCUUUAACCGUCCAAUUCCAGUGAAAUACGAGGCAUUGAGCUGCUAAAGUAAACAAGUUUGGGAGAUGUUACCGGCGGUAGAAUCUCUGGUUCAUUUUGUACAAAAGUAUAUAAUUUAUGCUGCCGGAAAAUUUUGUCACCUUGUCAUUUUCUUUUAAUUCCAUCAUCUCCCACAUGUACAGAAUUUUCAAAAUUUCAGUACCCAGAUCCAGUUUCUACUUUUUCUUUGA
This is a messenger RNA of Manihot esculenta (cassava), 2123 nucleotides long. RefSeq lists its product as uncharacterized. Gene Ontology annotation, molecular function: protein binding. The coding region runs from base 174 to 1940 and encodes 588 amino acids. The transcript is spliced from 4 exons. The record is from RefSeq and is a predicted model, not a curated record. NCBI's taxonomy places the organism in Eukaryota, Viridiplantae, Streptophyta, Magnoliopsida, Malpighiales, Euphorbiaceae.